Messenger RNA from Candidozyma pseudohaemuli, 894 nucleotides. RefSeq lists its product as uncharacterized. Lineage: Eukaryota; Fungi; Ascomycota; Pichiomycetes; Serinales; Metschnikowiaceae. Bases 1 to 894 code for a protein of 297 amino acids. Gene Ontology annotation, cellular component: membrane. The record is from RefSeq and is a predicted model, not a curated record. The transcript has a single exon.
AUGUUCACACUUCCGGGUGCAACAUCGCUUGCUGGCUUUUUGGCAAGCACGCUCUUCAUAGAAUCACAGGUGACAAGGUCCCACUCCAAUGAUGACUCCGAUGGCAAAUGUGAGUUAGUGGGAACCUUUUCCCUCAUUACUCAGGCAUUUUUAGGUCUCCUUUGCCUUCUGUCACUUCUCAUCAAGCGAUUCUAUGAGUAUCCAGUCAGAAGAAGCUGGCCAGUCUGGAUUUUUGAUGUUUCUAAACAGGUUAUUGGAGCUUUUGGUGUUCACGUCUUCAACGUUCUACUAUCGAUUAUCAAGACACUGCCAGAAGAUUUGGUCAAAGCGGUUGAGGACGACAGCGGAGAUCCUUGCGAUUGGUACUUCCUAAGCAUUGUGUUCGAUUGCACCAUUGGCGUGUACAUUCUUUAUCUAGUCUUCCGGUGCUUCAACUGGUUUUGCAAGACCCACCUCCACAUGACACAGAUCGACUCUGGUCAAUACGGUCCAGAUCCACACAAUCCUAGCAGACGGGCGUACAUCAAGCAGCUUGGUAUCUACUUCAGUGCGUUGAUGGCGACAAAGUUCAUCUUGUAUGGUCUUGUGGAGUGCUUCGAGACGCAACUCCUAUGGAUCACAAGCAAGAUUCUUCUUGCAUGGCUCGACGAGUAUCCCAAUGAAUUUGAGAUUUUCAUUGUGAUGUUCGUGGUGCCUAUCUUCAUGAACUGCUUGCAAUUGAUCUUGAUCGACAACUUCAUUCAAAAUCAGGUCAUUUAUAGAACCAACGCUCGGCGUCAUAGAGGUGACGGGGAGAUCGCCACCAGUGCUGACUUGGAGAGGGAAGGUGACAACCUUUUGCCAAAACGGUCACUUCAGGCAGAUCAAAACACUCGCUAUGGGUCUACAACUUAG